GAUACUCGCGACAAUUAAAAAUAAAGAGUGCAGUGAUUUGUAGAACUGUAACAAUGAAACUUGUGACAAAAGCUCGUUUAAUCCGUUAGAAAAAUGAAUAAGUAAGUGCAAUUUGAAGUGAAAGAAAGUCACUGUGACAUUGAAAUGAACACGAUAAUGGCUCUAAGAAGCCAUACCCCUUCUUAUUAGUUACACUUGUGUGUUAGAGCUCGCGUGUUUAAUUUAAAGCAGACUAUGAAAUCAACGUCGUCGGGUUAAUGAAAGGUAUAACGCCGUUAAUACGUUCACUUUAUCCGAGUGCAAGAAGAAUAAUACAUAUUACGGUGCCUUUAAUAAUUUUUUUCCAUCUUUUGGUUAAUUUGUUGAUGAUGGAUACGGUUUUAAUUCCGAGCUACACUCAAUUGGUUUAAUUGAAAGACCUCUAGCGAUGAACAUUAUGAAUUCAGUAAUUGUCUUAUAUUCAUCGCUCGAACAUUAUCGCAUAAAUCGUGUUCGUAAUUUUUCUGUCACCGCUUCGCCACUCCGGUGAAUGGUUUUUAAUCAAUAAGUACCAAUAUCUAAUUGCGGUAGUUCGCGUAAAGAGGAGCAAAAAAUACUCACGCAUGUCUUACUACGCUAUUUUAAGAAUUUAAACUCGUAUUUAAUGGCCAAGAGAUGAUAUUCGGUGUGAUUCUGUUGUGCUCCGUUUUGAUUCAAAGCCCAGUCCCUUGUGUCGGCGAUGAAGCUUCGGUAAUCUUGACCAAAGUAGGAGAAUAUGCUGUGCUGGAUUGCGCCAUCGAGUUUCCUCACGAUAUCGUCAUACCUCACGUGCUCGAAUGGAGAAAAGAUGAUAAAAUUGUAUUCAAAUGGGCUGACGGUGAAAUGACCCCUGCUGAUAAUUUCGUCAACAGAAUACAUCUGUUGACUGAUAAAGAUGCUUGGCAGCAUGGUAAAGGAUCCGUGAAUAUAACCAGUAUUCGAGAAACAGACGAAGGAUGGUACGAAUGUAAGGUGAUAUUUCCAAACAGGACACCUUCCACUAAAGCAAAUGGAACUUGGUACCAUUUACAAGUUGAAGGAGGCAGCUUACUGGCAGUCCCUCCAAUAAAUCAAACUGUAAUGGAGGAAGAAUCGGUUAAAAUGAAAUGCGUCUCCAAGAUAUUGCCAGCCAAUGUAGUCUGGUAUAAGGAUGAAAUCCCUGUUACUGAAAUCCAAAACUUGAAGGAUCGGAUAAUAGUGAACCCUGAAGGAUCUCUGAAUAUAAUCAAAACCGAAAUGAAAGAUUCGGGAUAUUAUUUUUGCGAAAUUACCAAUGAUGACGGUGAAAAACAAUCAGCUGGAGCUUAUUUAAAUGUUCGAUUCAAAGCAAAAGUUGUCUACGCACCGAGACGAGUCUAUCUACCAUUUGGUCGACCAGGUCACUUGGAAUGUUACUUCAAGGCGAAUCCAGAAAUCACGAAAAUCCGCUGGGAAAAAGACGGUUUCCUAUUCGAUGCUUACAAUGUACCUGGAGUAUUUGCUAGAAAAAAUGGCUCCCUUUACUUCAGCAAGGUGGAUGAUUCGCAUGGAGGGGAAUACACCUGCACACCUUAUAACGAUCUAGGAACCAACGGUCCUUCACCUAGAAUGACUGUGAUCGUCCAAAGAGCACCAGUGUUCACCGUUACUCCUCAUAUCUUAUAUUUGAGGAAAAUAGGAGAUACUGUAGUAAUGCAAUGCGAUGCUGUAGACGGGGAAGGAUUCGAUAAACCGAAUUUGGCAUGGCGAAGGACAAACGGCGCUGAAAUACCUCACGAUAGAGCGUUGAUUUCUUUGGGUAAUUUAACCAUAAGAAAUAUUCAAGAAAGUGAUCGAGGAUAUUACCAGUGCAUCGCUACAAAUGAAGCAGCUACUGUUAGUUCCGAGUCCGAAUUGAUCAUACAAGAAAGCAUACGUAAUCACGCGCCUUAUAAUGUGACCACAGAUGUAUCGAAAAAUUCCGUCAAAGUGAGAUGGCUAUCUUCUUUAACGAAACCUAAAUUGAAAUUCAGCGUUUGGUAUCGAGUUGAAGAUGCUCAAGAAUGGAAAACCAAACAACUCGAUUCUAAAGAAAUUUUCGAAACUGAAAUAUCCGAUUUGAAUUCAGGCCAAGCUUACGAAGUUAUGGUUCUAAGCCAAGAUGAAAAUGGCGAUGGAAUGUUUAGCAAAACUGUAAAAAUUAUGACGAAGAAUCAUGAUGAAGAAGAACUAGAAGCUGAGAUUGAGACUGAAAUUGAUCGUGAAUUCAGAAGCCCCGUUGGUUUAUACCAACAAAUUGGUCCUCCUAAUGAUAUUUAUAUACGAGUAGAAGAAGAAGGCUACAGAGUGGUAUGGAAACCACCCAAACAUGGUCGAGAAAUGUUAAAAUAUUAUAGAGUUAUUUGGUACAGCGAACCAUCAGACGAACGUAUCGGUGUAAUCGAAACAUAUGAGAACAAUGCUAUAAUAAAAAAUCUCGAAGAACAAAAAACCUAUAAAAUCCAAAUAUUCGCACUGUCGACCAAUGAUUACGAAUCGUUCAGUCAAAAGUACAUCUAUUAUGUUCCAUCUUUCCCGAUGAAAAAACCAAUUUUCAUCGGAGCUGCAGGCGGUGCUCUUUUAGUGGCGAUUGCUAUCGCAGCCUUAUGGUAUGUUUUCAAUUUAAGCGGGAAAAAGUUGAUCUCUUGAUUGUACUUUUGUUUGUAGGUAUUGUAUUUGCAUAUAAAUGUAUGAUGAAGUGAUGAGUUACUUCGUAUGUAAUACCUAUACCUACCUAUUAACCUGUAAUAUAACUUGUAAACUUAAUCCUCAGGCACCUUUAUUUUUAAAUUACCUAUUUAUUUAUGAAUUUAUUGAGUAAAUGUACCAGGGAUGAAAAGCUAGCCGAAAGCUUAAAGCCGAAAGCUGAAAGCUGAGCAGAUAUUCGCACUUAGCCAAAAGCUAAAAGUUUGCAAGUUUCAUUUUUUCCAAGCCGAAAGCUAGCCAAAAGUUUCAUUCUUUUGGCUUUUUUCAAAGGCUUUUUUGCAGAAUUGAAUUCUCUAAAUUUAGAAGAAACAAAAAAAUGAAAAAAUUUCGUUCAAUUUUAUUUUAAUGCGAUUUAGUGAAAUGAAAAAUAAAGGAAAAUAAUUCUAGCAAUGAAUAUUCUCCACUAUCACUAAUUAUGAAAUCAAUGUACCUGAACUAAUUUUUAAUUCCAUUUUGUUGUAAAUUGAUGACGUAUCAGCUAAAAGCUUAAAGUCAAAAGCUUAAAGCCAAUAGUUAAAAGCUAAAAGCUUAAUGAAAUAUAACUGAAAGCUGUUAAAUUGAAAAUAUAAGGAAAAGCCAUUGGAAGCCGAAAGUCUGGCUAAAGCAAGCCUUAAAAAUCAAGAUAGCCGAAAGCUAAAGCCAAAAGUUUCAAUUUUGAAAUUUCAAGCUAAAAGCCAAAAGCUGAAGUUUCAUUUUAAGGCUUUUCAUCCCUGAAAUGUACAAUACAAUUUGUAAAUAAUUUUCUAGUCUGGAAAAAUUAGCUCGAUUUUGUAUUGAGCUGGCUCCGUAACGCUGAUUUUUUUCAAUUUGUAAAUCACACAUUUUUAAACAUUAGGUUCUUGUCGACUGAUUGUAAACAAUGUGUUACAGUAUUAGUUUAAUUUAUUCGUUAAAUAUCUACAGUAAGUACCUUACCUACCUUGGUUUGUUUACAGAAAUUAAAAUUCCUUCUCGUUAUAAA
This is a messenger RNA of Planococcus citri (citrus mealybug), 3682 nucleotides long. It is a transcript of the gene bdl, whose product is annotated as borderless. The record is from RefSeq and is a predicted model, not a curated record. Gene Ontology annotation, molecular function: protein binding. Lineage: Eukaryota; Metazoa; Arthropoda; Insecta; Hemiptera; Pseudococcidae. The coding region runs from base 655 to 2664 and encodes 669 amino acids. The transcript is spliced from 11 exons. Gene Ontology annotation, biological process: cell-cell adhesion.